This is a messenger RNA of Pocillopora meandrina, 16585 nucleotides long. The record is from the annotation of a GenBank genome assembly. NCBI's taxonomy places the organism in Eukaryota, Metazoa, Cnidaria, Anthozoa, Scleractinia, Pocilloporidae.
CAUAUUUUUCUACAGGAUAUUCGAUCGUUCUUCAGCCCUACUGGAAAGACAGCGAAGCAAGGCGCUUCGAAAGUAGAAAAUAAGCGCGGCAAAGAUUCUACUGCGAAGUCAUUAACGAAACAAGAUGUACGAAAGCUCCGAACGAAAACCAAGGUAAGUAAUGGAUUACGUAGCAUUUGAGAGAGAGAGUUAUUUGUGUUAUCAGGGAAUUCGACUUCAGAAGCGACGGAGAAAAGAUCUGCCCAUAUCACAGCCCCUGUCUGACUGAAUCGAUCAUUGUUUGUGUCUAUACACUCGGGUGCAAUUCAAAAUCCCAACUAUCCUCUCCUGGGGGUGGGGGAGGGGGAGGGGGUGGACACCUUAUUUGGCCAAAAUUGGUAUUUAUUGCCAUACAUGGUAAAAUUUUCUUUGUCAUGAAUCUUUAAUUUUGCACAUGGUAGGUAAUUUUACGACAUGUUUUAACCAAGAGUUUCAUUCCACUUCAUACAUCUAACCCAAGGUAUCUUUCUGGACUGGAAUGUGAGAAAUGGUAGAUGGUAUUGUGUGUUAAGUAACUUUGUUGGUAUAGUUUUCAAUAGUUUAUCUGAGUAUGUCAGGGUAGCUAAGUGAGGCUGAUAAGUUACAAUGUUUUGCCUUUUUUUUUCAUCCUAAACAGGAUUGUAAAAUGAAACAAUUUUGUAUUCAUCCUUUAACUCCUAAGAUCUGUUUGCUAAUUCUCUCCUCUAGUUGCUUCACAUUUCCUUUUACAUUUGUUAUAGGAAUUUGUUCUUAGAUCAAGAUAACAAUUUUUUUUUUUAAAUAACCAUUUUGUUGGACAUUAUAUACUAGAUAGUCUUGGGAGAAUUUACAUGUUAAUCACAUCUGGGAGUUUAAGGGUUGAAACAGCAUGAUGUGAUACACUGCCACCUAAAUUUCACUCAAGUUCGAAAUAUCUUGGACAUUAGCAUUCCCUACAAAUUUGUUCAAACUGCAGCUUACUAACUCUGCAGAGUAGUUGCAGUAUGUAAUACUAAUGCUUAUUUCACAAUUUUGACAAGUACUGGUUAAUUUUCAUUUAUUCAGACUGAAGGGAAAAUGAAAUUGUUGAUUAACUUGAAAGGUGACUGAUAAAGAAACCUGGAUACUUCACAUAACCCAGACUUUUUUUUCCACAAGCCUGGUGUCUUUUUUUGAUUUUUUUUGUAAGAAAGUUGUGCUGCGAGGAACAACACACCCCUUGAUGUUCUCCAAUUCUGUUUGGUCUUUGUUGUUAUUAUUAGGUCCAAAGAACCAUUAUAAUCUCACAUUUGUAUGAAUAUGUUAUUGUUUAUUGGCUGGGCAGGGUUUAUCAAGUAGUGAAGAUGAUGACAUUGCCCGGAAACAAAAACCAAAAGAAAAUCAGAAGAAGAAGAAGAAGAAAGGAAAAAACAUUAUUGACUCAGGUAAUUUUUAGGAUGAACACCAACAGUUUCAAAAGGAACAGAUGUUGAGACUCUACACAAACUGUUAUACAUUAAUUUGUAUUAGUUUUAAUGGUUUCAAUGUACAUGUAAGCUUGGUAGUUGUGCUAUACAGUGUCCUUGUCAAUUCCACUGCAAUUUGCUCUGUUACGGAAACAUGGUGUAAAAAGAUUCACACAGUUAUACAUAGAACAUCACAGUGAUCUCCUGACCCUAUUUCUAAAUUAAUCCUUACAUCUCUGUUAGAUUCUGAUGAAGAUCCUCUUCCCCCAAGAAUCAGGUAUGUGAUUUGUUUCUUGAAUUUCUUUUCCCUCUCAUACAGUUGUAGUAAAACUUUUGGACUCUAAUAUCAGCCCUGAAUCAAGAGUCAAGGAUAUGAUCACCAACUAUAAAAGCUCUUGAUUAUUAAACAAAUUCUCCUUGUCAGCACCUUAGAAAAUGCAUAAAGAACAGUAUGGAGAAUAUGCAUACUGAUGUCAAGGUGUCUUCAGUACCAUGUUCUCUUUCAUGCACUUUCAGAAAAGCCACAUCAGUAAAGAAGGAGGAGAGCUCAAAAGCUAAGAAAAAUAGAAGACCAAUCAGCUUGGACUCAGGUAAGGAAAUGAUGUGCACUUAUUGAGGGUAUGCCAUACUUUUUAUGUGAAAGGCAAUUGGGAGAUUUUAUCUUCACAGGAAUCAUGAUAACAUCUUUUUAAAUUUUUUUUUAAAAUUUUAUAAGAUUAACAACUUUAUUAACAGGUUAGAAAGAGUGAAAAUAUGAAUUUGGUAUAAUUGUUUAAUUUCUUUGGUUUUAUUUAUCUUUAAAAUGUGACCAUCUUAAAUUUCAUGUGAAUGUGAAAGAAUUUUGGAUAUCGAUUUUUUUCAUGAUGCAUGAAAAGGCCUUAUAAUUAUUUUUAUGCAACUGAGUUCUACAAAAGGGUUUAGGGGACUCUCCUUAUUGAUGGAGUGUGAGGGCUGGAUAGGGAAAAUACUUUGUGUGAGGUGAGCUUGAGGUAAGAUGAGGUCAGUUUUUUUACAUCACCUGACCUUUAACCUUGCCUAUGUAUUUACUUGCCGAAGAAAACAAAGCCAUCCAGGGUUCAGCACACUUACCAUUAGACCACUCUGCCUUGAAUAGGUUUGAAUAUUACAGCACUUGAGUUAUAUUUUGAUGUGGUUUCUACAGAUGAGGAAGAAGCUGUGCCAAGAAAAUUAAAAAAGUCUGCCAAACAGACAGAAAAUGUAGCAUCUAAAGGGGUCCAGCAAGUUGAAGAGAGGUAUCAUCCAUCAUUCUCUUUCAUUAUAUUUCACAUUUCAGCACCAAACCAUGUUGUUCAUUUGGAACAUAAGAUAUUGCUCUGGAAAAUCAUCUGGCUUCUUCUAAAAAUAUCCAGCUAAAUGUUGUUUGUCUGUUUGUUUGUUUUUUUUUUCCUUUCUUCCUUCCAUCAGGCAUUGAGAAUGUUAGAUCUGUCAUAGGACACUGCUCUUAUGCUGAUACAUUUAACCCUUUGACCCCUAAGAGUGACCAGCAUCUAAUUUCUCCUUACAAUAUCAUCCCUGAAUCAAACAUUAAGGUUAUGAGAGUAAAGGAAAUGAUCACCAACUAAGCUUUUGUUUGUUAAACAAAUUCUCCUUGUCAGCACCUUAGCAAAUGUAUAGAGAACAGUAUGGAGAAUAUGCAUACUGAGUUUUAGGUGUUAAGGGUUAAAAAUGAAAAACAAACAAACAAGCAAACAACAGCAAAAUGAUAAAGACAGUGUUACACAGCCAUUAAGGGUGCAUUUAACACAGCAUUGUUUUGUUACUGAAAUAUUUAACACAUAAAUUGUUAUUCUUGCUUCAGUCCAGUCAAACCUAAAGAGAAAAAAGCAACUUCUGCACUUGAUUUCUUUGGUUCUACUCCAGUUGAAAGGGAAUCCAGGAAAACAUUUGCCAACAAGAGAAAACAGGUGAAUAACUAACUACACUUGUUUCACAAACAAUUUUUUUUAAAGAAAAAAUCAGGCAUCCUGUGUAUUUUAAACAGUACUUCACGCAUUGUGCAUUAUUUGAACAGGGAAAACUUUAAACCUCACCAUACCUUGCCUUUCUAUAAAAAUUCAUGCAUCACAUGUUAAUUUUGGGCUCAAUCACACAUCCCUUGUAAACCCUCUGCCAAUCUCUUAUUCAGUAGUUAUAUCAGGAUGUACCACAGUUAACACAUUCCAUGCCACAAAAUUAAUGGGUAUAAUGGCCAGUGUUUGAGUCACGCAUUAUGUAAUCAUAUGCAAGAAACUUUGUGGAUGGGGAGAAGAAAUGUUGAAGAAUAGUUUUGGCAAAAACAACACCAUGGGGACCCCCCCUUAAAGGGAUAAGUCCUUUUACUCCUAAGAUCUUAAAAUCAACUCUCUUUACUGCCCUCACACAAAUGUUAUGACAAUAUCUUUGAGAAUAUGGUGUUCAAUCAAUCGAUAUCCUCUUGUUUGUGAUUUCUUUCUUCUCAUUUCAUUGCUGCUUGACAGUGAAUUGGUAUUGUUAAGAGACAUUAGAAAAUUGAUCACUUUUGAGAGUGCAAAUUUUAAGCUGAUCCAGAGCUCAACCCACCUAAUGAUCAUCCCUAAAUUCCUUUUAAAACCAUCAAUAGUAAUUUUUUGUUUUCAUUUCCAACAGAGAUCUGACGAGUCUGAAGAAAAUGAAGACUCCAAAGUGAAUAGAAAAGAAGAGUAUAAAAAUGGGAGAGAAAAAGAAGGAAGAGAAAAUAGGAAUGUCAACCGUCACACAACAGAGCAACCAUCAAAGAAAAGAAAGGAAGACUUCUCAGAAUCAAAGUCUGAGGUUAAAAAGCCUUCCCCUGAGAAGAAAAAGGUUUGUAAGCCUUUUGAUUACCAUACUUUACUGUUGCAAAAUUAAUCAUUACUAUUUAUGCAUAAACUUGCCAUCCUGAAACUAGAAUGGAUUGGAUUUGAUAUGAUUUCAUGUGUAUGGUAACUGUUAUUAAGUACUUGAAUAAGGUACUUGUAGAUGAAACAGUAACAUUUUAUGAGUAAAUUUGGCUCUGUAUGAGAUCCAAAAGCUUACUCAAACUUGUUAACUGGUGGUACAUGUGCAUGUUGUAUAUACAUUAACCUGUCCUACUAUGACAGUAGAUGGUUUUUACUCAGAUGCACAUAACUAACAAUACUUGCAACAAAACAUUACUUACAAUACUAACACUACUCAAAAUACUACCAUUACUGUACCUGGAAUUUAUACUAAAAACAGUAACAAUGGUGACAAAAACUUUCAGGUACAUUCUUGUUGAUUUUAACUUUGACAAUCCAGGAGAUGUUACCACCUUGUCUCCAUUUUUCAAAGCAGCAGUGUCUUUCACAAUCAACAUUCAACUCUUGCCUUGUGAGGACAACUCUAAGCUGUUAGAAUGUUUAAUAUACAUGUAACUUUUGUUCACUUAUCCAUGGACUUUUCAGGAAAUACCAAAGACAACUCCUGCCAGCAAACUGGCUGCCAAAGCUGCUACAGUUCCAGAAACUCCAGUUAGAGACUCAAAACCAAGUCCAAAGAAAACUGUUACUCCAAAAAAGGAUAAAAAAGAUGUCGAUAAGGAAACUCCAAUCAAAGGAACACCAAAGGUGUCAAAAUCAGAGGAAGUGGCUGAAAUUCCACCCUCACUGGAAAAGAAAAAGUCUGGCUACCGUAGUUUUAUGGCAAGAGAUGGUCCUAGGGCACUUGGUUCAAAGGAAAUCCCUCAGGUUGGUUUCAAAGUCCAAGAUCUGAUUAUUAAUUCUCUCCUCUUGCUGCCAGACAUUUUCCUGUAAAUUAAUAAAAAGAAUUUGUUGUUAGAUCAUUAUAACAACUACAUGUACCUGAUAAGUUUUAAUGUUCUCAUUACCUGUUUGUGAGAUAAUGUAUUGGAUAUUCUUGGGAGAAGUUACAUGUUAAUUUCUUCUGGUAGUUAAAUUAUUGUUAUCUCUCAAAGCUCUUAAUGGUUUGCUUUCCAUCCUUUCAAAUUUUAAUUAGAGAUGCUAGACAAAAAAUAUCUACUGAGUCUUAAUUUUUUGGCAUGUAUAACUUUUCAGUUUGGACAGUAUUAAGAAGCCUUCAGGGGAAGAAUUGAUUAUUUGUCUACACAUCUUGAAUCUUGCAUGCACUUGAUAAUUUAAUUUUUAGGGAGCAGAAAACUGUUUGGAUGGAUUGACAUUUGUUAUUACGGGAAUCUUGGAAAGUAUUGAGAGAGAGGAGGCAGCUGAUUUGAUUCAAAGAUAUGGUGGAAAAGUUACCCAAUCAGUGAGCAAGAAAACAAGUUAUGUCGUGGUGGGACGGGAUCCUGGAGAGAGCAAACUUUCUAAGGUACAGCUCAAAAGUGGAAAAAAAAGAAAAGAACCAUGAACACAAACAUAAUUAUAAGCUGCACCUUUCUCCCUAGAUUUUUAUAACAAAUCCAGGUGCAGCUUACUGCAAAAACACCUGGGAAACUUGCCACAAAUUUGCAUGAAUUGACACACUUAAUUGAUGAUUUGUAAGUCUGUAUGGCAAACUCACAAGAAUUGAAAAAUUUACCAGCUGGAGGGUAGAAAUUAAUUAAUUUCAUUUUGAUGUUGGCUUCUAAAGGAGGUUUUUUUUUUUUUUCAAAGUAGCAUAAACUUGUAUUUCUUGCUGUGGAGGUCACUAUAUGUUUCUUUGUUAAGAGAACUUUUAACUGGUUUAAGGUCGUAUUUGCUUCCUCGAGUAGCUAAACAUUACUUGACAAGAAACCCAUGGUUUCUUUGUUGUUGUUGUUGUUUUUUUACUUUGGUGCUUAUUUGUUAGGCUAAGCAAUGUGGAACAUCACAAAUAGAUGAAGAUGGUCUGUUUGAGCUUGUCAGAACAAAACCAGGCAAUGAGACCAGCUAUGAACCACCAAGUGUGGAGAAGAAGACAAAGAAGAAGGAGAAAACUGAACCAGUGGAGUCUCUCAGCCAGGGAAAAGAUCAGUUUGAGGGUGAUUCAUCGCAACUGAGUGAAAGGUCUGUGUCAUCUCCAGCAACACAAACACCAUCAUCAUCACCUGCACUGAAAGGUGGGUGUUGCAAACCUUUUCAACAAUUAGCACAAGUGCAUGACUUCACAGAAAAUUUAAUUCACACUUCUGUUAUAUCCCUUAAAUUUCCUUACCAGUGAGCAUCCUACAUGUAUUGUGGUGUGAUCAUACUUUGUGAAUAUAAUCUCUCUUGUGUACAUCCAGUUACGACUUGUAUAAAUACAUGCACAUGUAUAUAAUAUACAUGUACCAAUAAAAUGUCAUAGGAGCCAUAGGCUUGUGUGCAACUGAUAACAUAAUUUGUUCAUCCUCAUUUUCCUUCUUCUUCUGUCUACUUAAUUUACAGUAUCACUCAGAUUGUCUGUCUGUCUGCUAUUUCAUGUAUGUUCAUUCUUCCAGUUACUGUCUCUCUCUAUCUGUCACUUACUCUGCUUGUUCUCCUCUGUCCAGUCACCCACAUGUCAGUUUUACCACUACCCUUCAUUCCACCUGUAGACUUGUUUGUGUUACUUAACUUGAGUUACAAGAAAGGAAAGUUUUUUGUUUUGUUUGUUUGUUUGUUUGAUUUUUAAAUCUACAUAGGAUUUUGAAAGUAAAGGUAAUUUUGUUUUUGUGCAGGAGAACCAUGUCUGUUAUGGGUAGACAAAUAUCGGCCUCGUGCAGUGAAGCAGAUUAUUGGUCAGCAGGGUGACAAGAGCAACAUGAGAAAGCUGAUGAACUGGCUGAGAGACUGGGAAAAGAAUAGAAAGAAACCAGCCUCUAAAUGUGAGUACAUGUGUAUUUGAUUGUCAAGAUGCUUUUCCCUCAAAUACAUGUACAUGUAACUUCUCUUCAGGCAAGAAUGCAAACGGUUCAGGCAAACUGUUGGAGAAAGCAGAUGAAAAAGUUUGGGUUGUAACCAGAUAGGGGGACCCUAUUGUAAGGAUUUCUCCUUACAAUAUCAAUACAAUAUCAAUACAAUAUCAAUACAAUAUCAAUACAAUAUCAAUACAAUAUCAAUACAAUAUCAAUACAAUAUCAAUACAAUAUCAAUACAAUAUCAAUACAAUAUCAAUACAAUAUCAAUACAAUAUCAAUACAAUAUCAAUCAGACAGGUGAUGAGAAUGAAGAAAAAAAUUAAUAUCAAUUAAGGGAUUAUUAAUUGAUCCAAUACCAAAUUAUCCAAAUCAUAAGAAUUUUAUGGCAGACAGUGAGAAGUACAAGUGAGCUGUUAUGAAAUUGGUUGUUGUUCAUUGUGGUAGCUGGAUGAUAUUAUAAGUUUGUUCUGUUGUCUCACGACAAAGUCACUUGAUGUGGAACGCAACGUUUCGACUGCUUACUGUAAGUCUUCUUCAGGCGAUGGGGUCGACUGGUUGUGGCACGCCAUCAUGUAUCAUCAUGAUGGUUUGUUGUAAUUGGUGCAUUGCCCAAUCGAAAUGCACCAAUUACAACAAACCAUCAUGAUGAUACAUAAUGCCGUGCUACUAGUGAGCUGUUUGGAGUAAAAGGAUUCAGUGCAUGAACCUACGUAAGACUUUAAAUUGAGUUGUGAUGCAAAUUUUGUCUAGCCUGGACUGAAUACCUUUUACACUGAAUCCAGAUUGUUUCUUAAUUCCCACAUUCAGCGGUACAUUUUUAAACAGGGGUAACUUAUGAACUUUGAUGAGUUUAUUUCACUUGACAGUCACUUUCACAUGUGGUUAUGUAGUUAUGUUAGUAAUGGAAUCACAAUUGUAAGCAUUUUAUUUUGUACAGCUUCCUUUUUCAACAAAGAUCAAGAUGGGUCUUCCUGUAAGGCAGCUCUUCUGUCCGGUUCCCCAGGAGUUGGAAAAACAACAACAGCUACACUGGUUUGUGAAGAGCUUGGUUUUACGUACAUUGAAAUGAAUGCCAGUGACACACGGAGCAAAAAGACCUUGGAAGAACACAUUUCUCAUUCACUGAGCAAUAAAACCAUGGAUGGCUUUCUUACAGGUUGUCAAAUUUCUGUAAGAUUUGGAGUGACUUUGAUGUUAUUGAAGACGCUUCAUUCAUUCCCUUGUCUUACUAAACUGACUUUCCACUGUAGGGUAAUUUUGUAUUUUUAACUGACUUGGUGACGUAAAUUGGCCACCGAAAAGAGUUUUAAAGCUGACGUUUCGUGCGCCAGCCCUUCGUCAGUGCGAAUAUAUGAAGGACUCUGACGAAGGACUAACGCUCCAAACGUCAGCUUCCAAACUCUUUACGGUGGACAAUUUACGUUGUUAACGCAGCUGAUGGUACUAAAUUACCCUGUUAUACUCUCCCACCGAUGCAGCACCACAGUUUCUUUAGAAACUUACCCACUUUUUUCAUUUGACUUUCCACUGUAUCAUCCUCUCAAUAUCACUUUUUAUCCUACACUGAACACAGCAGAUUGAUGCUUGAUAGCAAACUUAUUACCUCUAACAAUGUUAUUGUUCAUAUUCCUAUUUUGCGGCAAAGGCGAAAGGUGUAGACUUAGCGGACUGUCAGAGCAAAUAUUUCCUCAGAGGUCCAAAAGAAAGUUUAUUUUGAUAUCCCUGUCCUAGAUAUUCAUCGUGAAUCAAACUGAAUUUAUGAUUCGUCGCGUUUAUAUACUGUUUAUUGCGCCGCUGACAAUAUACCUUGGGCGCAGUUUCCUACGCUAUAUGCGUAGUUUGAGCGUUACUAACGGUGUUAUUUUUUUGCCGUUUUUUACCGAUUUAGUUUUAGCGAGGGAUUUUAGGAUAGACCCUCAUUUGUUAUUCGUUUUUAUUAUCCUGUUGCAAAUUGUUGCGGUAACUGAAAACGCGUAAACCUAUCUAUGCAUUUCUGAUAUGCUCGUUGUACCCUUUAUUUAGAACUCCAAAGAUCUGAGGCUAAUUUUCUAAACUCAUCAAUAUAGUGUAUCCAAACGUUUCUGCUCAAUUGCACUCUGCACUUGUGUACAAUACCACUCAAUCUCGACUCGAAACUCGAUCCUCAAUCCUCGAAACUAUCGAGGAUCGAGGCCCGCUUAUGGAGUGUCGAAUGUCGAGCAUCGAAACGAUUGAAGAACUUUUCGAGGAUCAUGAUCCACAGUUUCAAGAAAAUGAUUUUAUUGUUGCACGUAAAACAAUAAUGAAGGACAAAGCGCUUGACUCGCGGUUUCUCUUUUUGUUGUUGUGGCAGGUCAAAAAGCGGACCCCAGUAAACAUGUUCUCUUAAUGGAUGAAGUUGAUGGAAUGGCGGGAAACGAGGACAGAGGAGGAAUGCAGGUCAGAAUAAAAUAUGAUUACUGCCUCUUUUGUUUGUUUGUUUUAUGUGUUUGUUUAUUAUGCUUUUUUGUUUUGUUUUGUUUUAGAGGGAAUCCUGUUGUUUUUGUUUUCAAGUUAUUUCGUAUUGCUCUUUCGUGCUUUUAUUCAGCGUUUAACUAGUAUCUGACAGUAUGUACUCUGUGAUGAUGUAGUAUCUGUGCGCGAUGAUAUAAGAGUUUAGGAGCUCGCUGGGCCUUCUGGGAGAGAUCCAAAGGAAAAAAACGUGUUGUGUUCUUGUAGCCAUCUUGAUGAUGACCUUUGGUGAAUCUACGGAAUCUUGUGCAAUCCUUGAGAGGUUUUGACCCCUUGGAAUGUUGUAACCUUUAGGAAUCGAGCCUGACAAUCCUUGAAAUAAAAUACAGUUAAAAUUCGUCUACAGUAUCAGUCGAAAUGAAACAACUUCCUUCUUAUUCAGUACUAAGAUUAGUACAUAAUGAUUAUAACGUAUUUUGAUCAUUUUGGAAAGUCAUGAAUUCAAGUCACUGUUUCAAAGUAAACUUUGACAAAAAGUUGUAUCUCUUAUCCGUAUUUUUUUUUUCAACAGGAACUCAUAUCACUGAUAAAGAGUUCAAAGAUACCCGUCAUCUGCAUGUGUAAUGACAGGAACAGUCCCAAAAUGCGCAGCUUGGCAAAUCACUGUUUUGAUUUGAGAUUUCAGAGACCUCGGGUUGAACAGAUCAAGGUAACGCAAUGGGUGUUUGUCUAGUCGAUUUGAUGAUGAGAUGCAUAUACAUGUAAUUUACUCUGAAAGAGAUUUGAACACAGGAGUACAGUAUGGGAUGUAUUACAAAUGUGUGUUCAAGACCUUAACCCUAGCUUGCAGAACAGGCGUCAAUUUUUUUUGCGUGUUUCAGUCGAACAGAGGCAAGCGUGAGGCGAGCGCGAAGUGCGAGUCACGCGCGCGAGGAGAGGAGCGCAAAAAGAUCAACGUGUACAUACCCUCGCGCCUGAUUUGCGCUUUGUGCUUGCCUAGCACUUGUCUCUGGUCGCCCGUGAAACGCAACAAAUUACACCGGUUCUGCACGUCACCAAAAGUCAAACCAGCGUUAAAGACUAUAACAAAUCACAAGGAGCCUUGGUAUACGUUCGAUUUCCGCCGCUUUUUCGUGUCAGGUCUUCGCUCCUCCCUAAAAAGAGACAGCGUAGGGGAGGAGUGCGGGCUCAUAUUCCCGAACAGCGGCUGGUAAUCGAGCCAACCCUUGGGAACUCAAAGUAAAGAAGGUUGGUCGUUUUCAAUUUCAGGGAGCCAUGAUGAGCAUAGCAUUUAAAGAAGGACUCAAGAUACCACCCCAGGCCAUGGAGCAGAUUAUUUUAGGGGCAAACCGGGAUGUCCGACAGGUUAAGGAACAAAAUUAGCAUUCACUUAAUAUCAUUCUUGCAUUCAACUACCGCGCGCAAUUAGCGAGCAAUCCCCUGGGGGGGGGGGGGGAGAAGUAUUUUUGAUAUUUGGGGCUAACAAAUUGUGGGGCGAUCAUUGUGCGGGAACUUGUGUCUGGUUUUUGCCCAGAUUGAAUGACUUUUGUGACUUAACAGUAUGCAUUUCUCCGAUUGAAAACCUCUCUUUUUAAAAGAGAACUUCAUAAAGAGUCUCAGUAAUGAUUUAUCAUAUACCGCAUGCAAAGUUAGCCGGAACAAAGAUCAAUGUAACAACCAUUGUAAAACUUUUGAUGUGGAAGUGGGCGAGAAAAAAGGGCAUGAGGGAGGUGUGAGCCUUUUGAAAACUUUAAGUUUUUUUAGUCGAAGGUGGGGGAGGGGGGGAAGGGGACAUAAAAGAGAGGUCUCUCUAAUGGGGAGCAAGGGGUUCUGGAGCGUUUACAAAUAAAGAACAUUGAAUUCCCACCGAUGAGAUUAGAUAUCGGCGUCAGUUUUUAUUUUUAUUUUAUUAUUUUUUUUGCUUUUUCUUUUUUGCGACGUUAUUGUUUUGUUGUUGUUGUUGUUGUUGUUGUUGGUAUUGUUUUGCCUCUUGUGAUUUUUUGUUGUUGUUUUUGGUGGUAUGUUCAUGUGGUUGCGUUGUUGUUGCGGUUUUAUUUUGUUUUUCUUUCUUUUGGUUUUGUUUUGUUUAGUUUGUAUGUUUGUAUUUUUCUGCGGAGCUUUUUGAAACUAAGCUUUUGUCAAAUUAACGGUAACUGUGAAAUCUUUAUGGGCGAAGAUCAGAAGAGGAAAGUUGACGGAAAGGGAAAUUUUAGGAUGAAGAAGAUUCACAAGGAUAAAAAAGGGCAAUUAUUGUCACUUUAUUGGGCAUUGUGGCCCAUUUUGCGGGCUUAAAUGUUCGCACGCUCGUCUGAUUGUUCAGACUUUUGGUUUGUUCUUUUGUUUUUUUGUUAUUUUUUCAGUUCUUUUUAAUUUCUCAGCGCCUUCAAAGUAAUAAUGAUAAUGAUAGAGGUAUAAAUAUUUUUGGAGCCUUUCUCUGCCGUGAGCUAGUUUUAACCCUCGACUCAGAGUGGGGUCCAAAAAUACAGUUAUGUCCGCAAACAUAAACUCUAUUGUUAUAUUUUCGCAGGUUCUUCACAACUUGUCGAUGUGGACAGCUAAGGAAAAGUCGCUUAAUUACGACCAGGCAAAGGAAGAGGCAGCCAAGGCACAAAAAGACAUCAAAAUGGUAAUAAGUUUAUCAUCGACUGCUGAUAAAUUAGUUAUUUUAUCUGUUUGAUAUAAUAUUCCGUCACGAAACCUACGAUCUGUUCCAAAAAGGUGCUCCAUAGUUUGGUCAGUUAUUUGUGCCCAUUCCAGUCGUCAGGAAAUAAAAAAAGUGCUAUAUGUUUAAUGUUCCAUUACCUACUAACCCGCUGACACGUCACCCAUCUUCUAUGGAGUGACCAACAUGGCUGGGUCCGUCCUCGGAGAUUCACGAUUAACGAUUUACGAUCCACGAUUCACAAUCCACGAUUCACAACUCACGACUCAUGACUCACGACUCACGACUCACGACUCACGACUCACGACUCACGACUCACGACUCACGACUCACGACUCACGACUCACGACUCACGACUCACGACUCACGACUCACGACUCACGACUCACGACUCACGAUUCAGAAAAAAUGAGGCAAGUUUAAACAGAAGAAAACGAUGGAGCAAGAAGUGUAUUUUAGGAUAGUAUUCAUUUUUUUUUGACCUUAGACGGUAAAAAAUAAUUUGUAAAAAAGCUUCAACUUCUUACAUAACCCUCAAAGACAGUUCGCCAAUUUGGCAGAUUCAUACGUAGUCGCCGUAAUUUUUCACUAAUCAUCAUGGUGACCCGAACGGUCGCAGUUUACAGCGCUGUAGAGUGGUUGUGAUUCAUACAUAACAGUGCACGGUUCUGAGUAACUGAUAGAAGGCCUUUUUAUCGUCAGGGAGCUUUUGAUGCUGUGAGGAGACUUCUCUCUGGAGCUGAGAGUUCGAAGAUGAAUUUGAUCGAAAAAUCCGACAUGUUCUUUUGUGAUUACUCCAUGAUGCCUCUUUUUAUGCAAGAAAAUUACCUCAUGGUUGACCCAAGUCAGAGCCGGUGAGUUGAGAACUCAGUACUUUCCGAAAGUAAUACUGGAUAUCCUGCUUUUUCUUCUCUUCACUUCACUUCGCUUCGUGAUUGGUCCAGAAAACUCACACUAUCCCCUCAACCAAUCAGAUUUAAAACUUAAACUUAUCGCGACUUGGUCGCCCGCGUUUUCCCGCGCUUUGAGCGGGAUAGUAGCGAAGGAUUGAGAAAACGAGGAGGGUUUGGAUGGGGUGUGGUCGGGACCCGGACCCGAACCCGACCCAAGCCUCACUCGUUUUUUCUCUAAUCGCGCCGUUUUCUAUUUCGCUCCGUUGUGCUAACUGAGCCUGGAGCAAGCUUGUUGUUCAGCUACACUGCGCUUAAACUGUUUAGAUUAACUAUUAGAUUCAUGUGGGAUAGAGACACAUGACCGUUUAAAAUUACUUACGGAAGUGGAUUAAUUUGUCCGCUCGAUGUUUCUGUUUUGUUUUGGUUUUGUUUUUGUUGUUUGUUUUGUUUUUGUGUACUUUUUGUUGUUUAUUUUUUGUUUUUCCCUCUUUGUUUUUGUUUUUGUUUUUUAUUGACUUGUUACCAUGCGUGAUUACCUCAUAUAUCUAGUGGUGAUAUCAAGAAGACACUGUCACUCGUUAGUCAAACCGCCGACUCCAUUUGUGACGGAGAUCUGGUGGAAAAACUUAUCAGGCAAGGAGGCAACUGGUCCAUGUUACCCAUGCAGGUACGACAAUUACCGUGCAAUGUGGAGCAUAUCUAACUUUGCCUUCGGGAUAUGGGUUUUAUUACAAUACCGCUGUUGUACAUUUUACUAACUGUUGCGCACAGUAACAACCACUGGGAGCUAAUCUGCAUAGCAGGUGCAGGAGAAAGGCCAGUGAUAGCGGAGCACGCAGAGCGUAGCCCCAUAAUUAUACAAAAUGGUAGUAGUAUCCCGUCAAGCCGAAAAAAUUUGGACUUGUGACCGUACGGGCGUCCGUACAUGGUGCUACUUUUAACAUGCGUGGUCAACUGUACCGUGGGCACGCCAACGCCACGGCUUUGUCCAGUAGUCCAGUAGUCAGUGCACUGGGCUCCGCGGCGGACGACCCGUGUUCUAGUCCUGGCCGGGGCAAGGCGUUGUGCCCUUGAGACGUGCGGGAAAAAAAUGCGAGCUCCGCCUUUAGGCUUGGCUAAAUCUAUAUAUUACGAAAACGAUCCCAGACGUCGGGCAAAGAUUUGAAACAUAGCGAAGAUUAUGAAUUCCUUGGUUUAUGUUGCCCGGUCAACCCUUUACAUCCUAACAUAAGGAUUCAUAUUCUCCAUACAUUUCCUGAGAUGCUGAUGAGGAGAAUUUGUGUAGCAAUCAAAAGCUUUUUCGGUUGGGGUUAUAAUUUUCGUUAUUCUCAUGACCGUAAUAUUUGAUUCAGGGCUGAUAUUGAUAGGAGAAAUUAUAUAUUAAGCUCAGUUAUUCACGCAUUCUAAUUGGUUCUCACUUAUGAUUUAUUAGAGAACAGACGUAUAGAUGACGUCAUCAUUAAAACUUUUUUCCCGUAAAUUUUAAUUUUUAUUACAUGAAACAAAUAGAUUCUAAGUUACCGUGCGUCUGUUCAGUAAUAGCUCACAGAGGACGUAAAAAUGUGGAAAGAACAUCAGUGACACACUCAGCUGCGCCUCGUGUGCCACUUUUUUGUUCUUACCACAUUUUGACGUCAUCUGUGAUCUAUUACAGAACAGACGCACGGUAACUUGGAAUCUAUUGGUUAAAUAGAUGCUAGUUACCCUUUGUGGUUAAAGGGUUGCAGCAGAGGAGAAUAACUCAACAUUCGCCGUCAUACUUAGUCUUACUUAAUAAUUCUUUAAAGUGUUAAAAUUAGCAUCCAAGUGAAAGUCUCGUUUGACCUCAGUGUUGAUUUUGCGUUGUUAAAUUCUUUUUAGGCCAUGUUUUCGUGUGUGAUCCCAUCGACCUUGAUAAGCGGGGGAAUGGGUCAGAGGAUUGAGUUUCCUCAGUGGUUGGGUAAAAAUUCCAAAUAUGGCAGGAUGGACCGCAUGCUACAAGAACUGAAGGGUCACAUGAGAUUAAGGUAAGGAUGUUUUUGAAUUGUGCUUGGGCCAAGGAAGCGUAUGUCGAUCGAGUUAUCACAACAAACAGUCAGAAUGAGAAGAAAAUAAGAAUCGAGGCAGCCAAUUAGAUUAGAAAGUGAGACCCGGCAAAAUUACUGAAGUACGGGAAAACGCAAACAGCUAAUAUCCCUUCACACAAGCAAAAUGUGUCGAAAAAACAGAUUUGACUGAAUGAGAAUCGGCAACAGAAAACUGAAAAACUAAAUUGUUCCUAGCGUUUAAGUGAUCCUCAACUGCUAUUCUCAUUAUGUUAAAUUUGAGGGCGACAAAUACUAGUUUAAGUAUCUUCGAUAAAGGAGACAUGUUUGAAUUGUUUUUCUUUUUUCUCUGUUUGUUUGUUUUGUUUUGUUUUAUUUUAGCUUUAAAACGUGCUUUCGCGUCGGUGUGAACGGCAAUUAAGAUACGGCCUGAUUGUAUUGGGUGGAAAUGAUGUGGGUGGUUGGUGUUAUGUUUGUUUGCUUGCUUUUUGACCAAAAUACAUUCAGCAUCAUGGCAAAGCUGUAAUUCUGCAUUACUUUAGUCAUUCCACGAAAUAUUUUCAUAGACGUUAAUUUUCAAUUUGACAGUUUUUGUGUCAUGAACUUUUGAUAUAAUGAAUUUUAAAUAAAAAUGGUUAGUCUUAAAUUUGUCUCGCUAUUAUCAUCAGUGGUAUCGUUAUCAUUAUCAUUAUUAUUAUUGUCAUUAUUAUAUUUAUGUUUAGAUAGCACUAUAGUAAUAUUAUUAAUUUCAUGUGCAUUAAUAUUUUGUAGCACAUCUGGGAGCAAGUUGUCUAUGAACAUGGAUUACAUUCCUCAUCUCAGGAAAGUCCUUACCAGGCCCCUUAUGACUCAGGUAUGUUCGACAUAAGUUUGCAUCUGGAGUGAGCUUGCUCGAUCGAUCCGGCAAAUUAUCGAUGAUUUUUUUAACACGUUAUGUUUUAGUACUGUUAUGUCAUCACUGUUUAUUAAUAUGAAGAGAACAUACCAAUUUGCAUGUUGAUUUGUAGACUCAAAAGGCUUAUCUACUUGAUCUGUAUCUUUUAAUUUUCUGCCAAAAGUUUUAGUCAGGUGAUUAUCAAGUCAUUUUUGUGGAAUUUGCCUCUUUUUUUCUCUUUAUUUUUAUUUUUUUCGCUUUUUAUCAUUGGCCAUUGGCUGCUAACAUGGGCUUCCUUGCUAAAUUCAAAUCCCGUUUCUACGCUUAGGAAUCAGACCAGAUUAACCCUGGCGUGUCCAGGGUCAUGCAAGUAAUGGAGAACUAUGACUUAACCAAAGAAGAUUGGGAUUCUAUCAUUGAAGUUGGUCAAUUUGAAGGACAAAGGGAUCCCGUUGCGUCAAUUCCAUCAAAGGUAUGGUGUACAUUCUAG